This is a messenger RNA of Rhizophagus irregularis DAOM 181602=DAOM 197198, 1262 nucleotides long. RefSeq lists its product as uncharacterized. Gene Ontology annotation, molecular function: protein binding. The record is from RefSeq and is a predicted model, not a curated record. Lineage: Eukaryota; Fungi; Glomeromycota; Glomeromycetes; Glomerales; Glomeraceae.
AUCCCGUACAAUAGCGACAAUAACAAGAUGCAAAAAAAAAAUAGAUACGAAUCAUUUUCCAUUAAUUAUUUUCUCUUUGAGCGUACGUACAUUCAUCGAAAAAUAUUAUUAUAAGAAAAAAAAAAAAAAAAAUUAUUUUUUUUUUUGAUCGUGAAUAAUAAUAAUAAUCAUGGCCAAUAAAUUACCGAAUGAAAUAUUACUUGACAUAUUUACAAGAUUAUAUCAUGAACAUGAAAUGAGUUUUCCCGAAUUAUUUCAAUUACGAAGGACAUGUAAAAGAUGGAAUAAUUUAAUUCCAAUAGUAAUUUCCGAUGAAUUAUUACAAUAUUAUGAAGACGGAUGGCUUUUCAUGUUUAAAACGACGAAUGAAAAUGAAAAGAAUAAUCAAAACAAAAAAAAGAAUAAAGAAACCAAAGAAUCAAAACAAAUUUUUGCAGAUUUCAUUAGAUACGAUUCAACAUGCCAAACAUUUGAUUUUGAAUUUAAUGAUGAAUGUAAAGCGUUAUUCGAAAAAAAGAAAUUAAUUGAAGUGUGGGUGACACAUGUGAAUAAUGCAAUAUAUUUUUAUAUUGGUAGUAUUAAAAUGUUAAUUAAUAAUAAUAAUAAUAAUAAUAACAAUAAUAAUAAUAACAAUAAUAAUAAUAAUAACAAUGAUAAAUUAAGGGAAGAUAUAUGUUGUUUUAAAGGAAUUAAUGGGGAAAAAAGUUACGGAAUUUUAGGUAAAGAAGGUACAAAAGAUAAAUUUCAUAUACAAUAUAUGAAAGUUAAAGAUGUUAUACUUUUAAAAGUUUUAGAAGUUUUUAGAAAGUUCGAUAAAUGUUGAAAAAAGAUUUUUAUGAAUAUAGAAAUUAAAAUAGUAUAAUGGACUAAUUACUUGCAUUGUUUUGUGAUACUGAUAUACAAUUUAUACAAUUAAUCAAUUAUACGAAUUGUCCGCGUUUUUAUUUUUAUAGUAACACAUUACCCAUUUUCGUAUAUCCUAUACAAAUCGGUAUAAUUCUAUAAUUCAUUAAAAUUAAUCGUCACGCAAAUCAAUUAUAACGUGAUUGUAAAAUGGAAAAUGAUUACUAAAUAUAGUAUAAUAAGACAUGUUAGAGUUUUAAGAUCUAUAUUCUAUAAUUCUGUGCAGCGAAGCAAUAGAGAUUUUUAUCUACAAAUUCUGCAUUAAAAUUUACAUAUGAUUUUAAUUUAGAAUGUUCUAAUUUGAAUAAUGUUUAAACUAAAUUUUUUGUAAAACUCAAGUGUGAAACGGUUUAUAAUUC